Molecule: messenger RNA, 2784 nt
Organism: Tachyglossus aculeatus (Australian echidna)
Lineage: Eukaryota; Metazoa; Chordata; Mammalia; Monotremata; Tachyglossidae
Gene: L3MBTL2
Product: L3MBTL histone methyl-lysine binding protein 2
Exons: 19
Coding region: 48-2318 (756 amino acids)
Biological process (GO): regulation of DNA-templated transcription
Cellular component (GO): nucleus
Molecular function (GO): zinc ion binding
Source: RefSeq, a predicted model, not a curated record
GUGACCGUUGUAGGGCCGAGGUUCGGUGGCGGGAGGUUGGCGGGCUCAUGGAGCAGCCCCGGGGCCUCGAGGAGACCACGGCCUCCGAAAGGAUGGAGGAAGAGGAGGAGGAAGACGAAGAGGAGGACGACAACCUGGAUCUCUUCGGGGGCUACGACAGCUUCAGGGGUUACAAUAGCAGCUUGGGCAGCGAAAGCAGCUCCUACCUGGACGAGUCCAGUGAAAAUGAGCUGGAGGAUCGGGAGGCCGGAGAGUUGCCCAUUUCCCCCCUGCAGUUGCCCCCUCCGGUUGCCAGCCGCCUGAUGGAAGAUAAUGGUUCUGAGCCAGCCCCUCUUUCUUUCCCACCAAGCCCAGGUGGGGGAAAUGGAAUAUGGGUCUUCAUGAAUCCCCUUGCACAAGCCGUCUGUGAGAUGUGUGGCAUCGUGGGCACACGGGAAGCCUUCUUCUCCAAGACGAAGCGCUUCUGCAGCGUCUCCUGCUCCAGGAGCUACUCCUCAAAUUCCAAGAAAGCCAGUAUCCUGGCCAGGCUACAGGGGAAGCCACCCACCAAGAAAGCCAAAGUUUUACAUAAGGCAGCCUGGUCUGCCAAAAUUGGAGCCUUCCUCCACUCCCAGGGAACUGGGCAACUGGCAGACGGGACUCCCACUGGACAGGACGCUCUGGUCCUGGGCUUCGACUGGGGCAAGUUCCUGAAGGAGCACAGUUACAAAGCCGCUCCGGUCAGCUGCUUCAAACACGUCCCGCUGUUUGACCAAUGGGAGGAUGUAGUGAAAGGGAUGAAAGUGGAGGUGCUGAACAAUGACGCCGUCCUACCCAGCCGGGUGUACUGGAUCGCCUCUGUCAUCCAGACCGCAGGGUACCGGGUCCUGCUGCGAUACGAAGGCUUCGAGAACGAUGCCAGCCACGACUUCUGGUGUAACCUGGGCACCGUGGACAUCCACCCCAUCGGCUGGUGUGCCAUCAACAGCAAGAUCCUGGUGCCUCCUCAGACCAUCCAUGCCAAAUACACGGACUGGAGGAGCUACCUCAUGAAGCGCUUGGUGGGGUCCAGGACCAUCCCGGUGGAUUUCCACAUCAAGAUGGCCGAGAGCAUGAAGUACCCAUUCCGUCAGGGCAUGCGAGUGGAGGUGGUGGAUAAGGCCCACGUGUCCCGGACGCGCAUGGCCGUGGUGGACACGGUGAUCGGGGGCCGCCUCCGGCUGCUCUACGAGGACGGGGACAGCGACGACGACUUCUGGUGCCACAUGUGGAGCCCCCUGAUCCACCCGGUGGGCUGGUCCCGGAGGGUUGGCCACAGCAUCAAGAAAUCAGAAGAUAAGCGCAAUGACAUGGCCAACCACCCCACCUUCCGGAAGAUCUACUGCGACGCCGUCCCCUACCUCUUCAAAAAGGUGCGCGCCGUCUACACCGAGGGCGGCUGGUUCGAGGAGGGGAUGAAGCUGGAGGCCAUCGACCCCCUGAAUCUGGGCAACAUCUGCGUGGCCACUGUCUGCAAGGUCCUCCUGGACGGGUACCUCAUGAUCUGCAUCGAUGGUGCCACCUCGGCCGACGGCUCCGACUGGUUCUGUUACCACGCCUCCUCCCACGCCAUCUUCCCUGCCACCUUCUGCCAGAAGAACAACAUCGACCUGACUCCCCCGAAAGGGUAUGACGCGAAGACCUUUGACUGGAUGGCGUACCUGGAGAAGACCAAAUCGAAACCUGUGCCCGCGCGGCUCUUCAACACGGACUGCCCCAACCACGGCUUCAAGGUGGGCAUGAAGCUGGAGGCGGUGGACCUGAUGGAGCCCCGGCUGAUCUGCGUGGCCACGGUGAAGCGGGUGGUGCAGCGGCUGCUCAGCAUCCACUUCGACGGCUGGGACAGCGAAUACGACCAGUGGGUGGACUGCGAGUCCCCAGAUAUCUAUGCCGUGGGCUGGUGCGAGCUGACGGGCUACCAGCUCCAGCCCCCCGUGGCCGCAGGGUCUGCAGCUGCGCUUCCCAGCUUCUCUCAGCUUCAACUCGCAGAGCCCAGCGCCCCGAUGAAGGUGAAGGAGGUGAUGAAGAAGAAAAAGAAGCCGUAUGGGAAGAAAAGGAAAAGGAUGUCGGCCAAGACCCGUUCCCUUAAACAGUCGUCCAAGAAGCCGGUGUCUGCCAAGGCAAAGCGGGAGCCAAAGGCUGCCAGGAAGUCCAGAGCCGGGCCACGGCCGGAUGAGAUCAUCGCCGUGCGCGUGAAGGAGGAGACCGUCGACCCCACGGCGCCGGAGGCUGCCGUGACAGAACUCCCGGUCCCCAUCGACCGCAUCAAACAGGAGGAAGAGGACGGAGGGGCCAGUUGACGCUCCCUGGCACCCCGGACCCCUCCUGGGCUGGAGCUGGCCGGCAGUUGUAGACUGAGACGGGAGGAGAGAGGGGCUGGGAACCCACCUCCCUUGCCCUCCGCUCUUUUAUUUUUGUAAAGAAAGAGGAUUCAUUUUGAAUAUGAACUGAGAGGUGGACGAAGGACCCUGCGGCCGAAAGGGAGGGCCGGCACUGGAACCUCUCUCCCCUCCCUUCCCUGCCAUUGCCCUACGGAGCCCCCGUUGUGCCAGCGGAGGCAGGCAGGUGAGUCUUGCGAGGAGCCAGGACUGUGGGGAUCAAUUACCGAGCCGGGGCCUCGGAAACCCCCGCACGCGAAUACCCACACGCUCCUUUCAAUCAAGGCAGUUGGUUGUUGGAAGGGGAGCAAUAGGGGUGUGUGGGGGCUUGGAGGGGGCGUUGAUCUCAGGAUCUGACUUCGGUGUAGCCAUGUAAAUAAACGUGUGA